This is a messenger RNA of Porites lobata, 2255 nucleotides long. The record is from the annotation of a GenBank genome assembly. NCBI's taxonomy places the organism in Eukaryota, Metazoa, Cnidaria, Anthozoa, Scleractinia, Poritidae.
UUCACUCACCCACUACGCUCUAAAUCUUACCUUGUUUACGCUCAAAACAUUGGCUUCAUGUCAAGGUAAGACUUGGCAAUCAAUUAAUUGAUCAGAUUACACGUGAUGAAUUACUGUAGCCUGUUCAUUUGUGUUGUGUUCCUGUUUCUUGUCCAGUAACAGGUUUAACAGGCAGUUAUUAAUGAUGAAUAAAUAACACCAGUAAGAGCGUGUUCGAUUGACCUUUUUCCAGAAUAAGAAUAAAGCGAAAAACCUUUAAAAAUCACUUAUCUAGGUGCUUAUAGCCUGCGUAGCAGGCGUCGAAAGGGGUAGAGGUAGGGAAUAGGGAGGAAAGGAAAAACGGAGGGGGUAUGGGGCAGAGUUUUGCGCCUGUCACGCAGGCAAGGCGCUUAUUGUUUUGCAAUAGCUAGACAUCUGCUUGAAAUAAAUUUCUCGAUCUAUGUAGUGUUUAAGUUCCUCAAAAAUCUGGGUACUACAUAUUUGCAACAAAACUUUCGCUUAUUCUUAUUCCGGAAUACGAUCUAUCGAACGCACUAUAAGAUAUAGCACGGGUUGCACUAAUGACUUCACAAGUUUCUGGUCCCUGCUGUGCCUCAGACAUUGAACCUGACCAGCAUAAGAGUUUUGUAUGGGAAUGUCACGUUCGCUAACAAAUUUUCGUCGUGUUUGAAGGUUUCCAUAACAUAUAUCCUGAAAAUAAUCAACGCGUGCCAAGAUGACGUUAGACAUGUAAAAAGCUGAUGAGUGAUUAUGUUUCUUAUGCAAGCUUAUUUGGGGUCAUUUGGUCACUUUGCGGCAUUUUACUAAGAAAUGUGUGGAGAGCAGGGUUUCAAAGUUGUUCAUAAAACGGUGCAUUUGGUUAAAUGUAUAGGCAAAGGUUGCUUAAUUUUUUUUUUCGAGUGCUUAUGUUACGCUACUUGGUAUUUACAGAAUAUAAAGUACUGGGAUUCCUACUUAUCUACCUGGCCGCACAACAACACAAUUUCCGGUUUGUGCCAAUGUUGAUGUGCUUCUCAGCUUAGAAAUCCUGCCACAGGCUUGCGAGAAGCACAUACAAACUCGAUUUUCUCUUUAGUGAUUUUAGCUUUGGAGUAUUACGCAGCAAGAUAUGUUAUGUCAUUUUUUAUCAGUACAUAGUGUGCUAUCUGACUAAGAUUGAGCCAGGAAUCCGAUUUCAGUAGCCUUCUUUGAUCAAGCAGCUGUAUUUUCUGAUUUUAAACAUUUAGUUCAGUUACUCGGACCAGGUUUUGGUCCCUAUAGCAUUAGUACCUUUUAUAUACUAGAAUAAAGCGAAAAAAAAAAAACAUUUUAAAAACGCUCCGUGCGAGUUUUAUGAACAAUGUUCAUGUCCGAAAAGCAUGUUGCUCCUACAAAGCCAUGGAGUAGACAGGGGCACCCAACGGCAAUUUUCGGGAAAAUAUCUGUUCGGAAGACGAUUUGAGAUCUAGAAUUUUCGGAGCAUUUGUUGUAAAAUUUAUUGCUUGCCUACCUCUCCUAGGAUUUUCGAACAUCUACAAAAUGGUAUAAUUACCCAUUUUUAACGGAUUUUGACCCUAAAAAAGGCCACCUAGAAUUUUCGGGAGCCUUUUCCUGGCUGAAAUUUUCGAGAAGGUAAGUUUUUAUCCCUAUAAUCUUCGGAUCACUAGACUUUCAGCUAGGAAAUCCGAACAGAUGAAAAGUUUUUAGGGGAUAAAAAUAUGCCCAUAUCUACCGUUUGAAUACUAAAAUACGUUCAACAAUGCUAUGCUUUAGUGGUUUUGAACUAUAUCCUCGUUGGGUGCCCCUGAGUAGAAUGCAAAGUUUGUCUAAGUCACGCAGGGGGACUAGGGUGACAAAACCUAUUUUUAGUAAUAACACUAUUGAAAGAUAGGUCGAAGGCAGUCUGUAAUCUUUUAAAAUUAGCCAGGGCCAAACGUCCAGUAGGGCUAUCACCUAGUCAGUGCCUAGUUUUGCUGUCUUCUUCUCAAGACAACUAAAUCCCUGUGCUUUGUGGCAACAGUACCCAGAAAUGUUUGGAAAAUGUGGCUGAGAACACCGAAGCAAAUUAUCCAAAGCCAAAUGAGAGUUCCGUGUUAUAUGAUCCUGACCACCAAGCUGUUUACAAUUUUGAACCGGAUCCCGGAGGGAACAGCCCACGUCACACCAAAUAUUUCAACCGCAGCCGCAAAUUGUUUUUCUCCGCUCAGAAUUUUGCGGUAUCUGCAAUUCCCCAUGUUCCAAUCUACCCACUGUCCAUCGGCUCACCAAUAACAUAA